Molecule: messenger RNA, 1410 nt
Organism: Aspergillus ruber CBS 135680
Lineage: Eukaryota; Fungi; Ascomycota; Eurotiomycetes; Eurotiales; Aspergillaceae
Product: HpcH/HpaI aldolase/citrate lyase family protein
Exons: 3
Coding region: 271-1254 (327 amino acids)
Biological process (GO): oxaloacetate metabolic process
Molecular function (GO): magnesium ion binding; catalytic activity
Source: RefSeq, a predicted model, not a curated record
UGCAAGAUGUACAAUAUGUAUUGCCGAACUCCUUGGAGAGAAUGCAAGAAAAGCAUGAACCUACGAAUAAAAGCGGUAUACGCGUCGCCGUUGAGAGCCUAUAUCGCGGCCGUUUAAGCUGUCAUUCGUUCAGGAUGCCGCAGCCGAGGAUAAACAUCAUCUUUUCUCUUCUCAGGUCGCAUACUCCUAUACUGCACAUCCCAGGACUCAAUUUGACACCCUAAAGAGCCCAUAAACUUGUCUAAUUUGAUCAAAUCAUAUACCACCACAAUGGCAACCAGAAACGCCCUCCGCCGCUCCCUUCUCUACAUCCCCGGAUCCUCCCAGCGCUUUAUUGACAAGUCGCGCACAUUGUCAGCUGAUUGUAUUGCCUAUGAUCUCGAAGACAGCGUCACUCCGCACAAGAAGAUCGAGGCUCGCGGGCUGGUGCGGAGAGCUCUCGAUCAACCAGCGCCGGAGGGGAUUCGCGAGCGGGCAGUUCGUAUCAAUUCUGUUGAUAGUGGGCUGGCUUUGGGAGAUUUGACUGAGGUGCUUCAAUCCCCAAACCUCUCCACCAUCGUCCUCCCCAAAGUCAACUCCCCAUCAGACCUCACCUUCGUCACGGACGUCAUUUCCCACACUCUUUCGCAACAACAACAACAACAACAACAACACCAACAAGUCCAACAACGUCCCCCGGUUUCCCUCCUCGCCCUCGUCGAAUCCGCCAAAUCCCUCACAAACCUCACCCAAAUCUGCUCUGCCUCCCCGCUCCUCCAGGGUCUGAUCUUCGCCGCGGAAGACUUCGCACUUGACCUUAGCUUGACUCGUACACCAGCCCUGACCGAGUUCCUCUUCGCGCGCUCUAUGAUCGCAACUGCUGCACGUGCUGCGAACCUCCCCUCCACGAUUGACUUGGUCUGCACGGCGUAUAAGUCUACAACUGGUGACGGACGACCGCCUGCGGCGCUGGAGGAGGAAUGUCGCGGUGGGAAGCAUUUGGGGUUCAAUGGAAAGCAAUGCAUCCAUCCAUCGCAGGUGGAGACCGUGGAGCGGAUCUUUGGGCCUGAGGAUAAGGAGGUUGAGUGGGCGGUGCGCGUGAAGAUUGCGGAUGAGCAGGCUGCUGCUGCUGGUCGGGGUGCUUGGACGCUAGAUGGGAAGAUGAUUGAUGUUCCGGUGGCUGAGAAGGCAAGGGCGAUUGUGAAGAAGGCCGAGGCUUGUGGGUUUAAUGUCCACGAAUUGCGGGAGAAAUGGCAGCAUCAGGAGCCGGAGUAAAUACUAGUUGUUGUCACAUCCGUUUUUGCUAUAGCUACGUCAAACACCAAAGUGUAUCCUUAUAGCAAGCUAUUCACAUGUACUUGUGCGUAUAUAUAUAUAUAUGCAUCUUCGCUAUAUACAACUCUACAAUAUCAAUCAAGACUGCAGAGCAUC